Syngnathus acus (greater pipefish) is the source of this 4258-nucleotide messenger RNA. It is a transcript of the gene mecp2, whose product is annotated as methyl CpG binding protein 2. Gene Ontology annotation, biological process: negative regulation of transcription by RNA polymerase II. Gene Ontology annotation, cellular component: nucleus; heterochromatin. NCBI's taxonomy places the organism in Eukaryota, Metazoa, Chordata, Actinopteri, Syngnathiformes, Syngnathidae. Bases 96 to 2648 code for a protein of 850 amino acids. Gene Ontology annotation, molecular function: methyl-CpG binding; chromatin binding; double-stranded methylated DNA binding. The transcript is spliced from 6 exons. The record is from RefSeq and is a predicted model, not a curated record.
GUUGGAAAAAAGAGUUGGAGGGGGCGGGGUGCAGCAGAGAUGUUCUGAGGCUUUUUUUUUUUUUUUUAAAUAUAAAAUUAUUUAUUUAAAUAAAAAUGGCUGCCGUGGAGAGCGAGGAGGAGACAAUAAAGGAGGAACCAGAGGGCCAGGAGGAGAGAGUACGACCACACAGUAAGACUAAGAAGGUGCGCAAGGAACGGCGCCAUGUUGAACAGGUGGCAGUCUCUCAGGAGCCGUUGCCCCUGUCAGGGGUGGAGUCAAAGACCUCGCCAUCAGACCCGGUGGCGGGGCCCUCGCAAGCGGCAUCUGGUAGCGAGUCUGCGGGUUCUCCCAGGCAACGGCGCUCCAUCAUCCGAGAUCGCGGACCGCUAUACAGCGACCCCUCACUGCCUGUAGGCUGGACCCGCAAGCUUAAGCAGAGGAAGUCUGGACGCUCAGCAGGAAAGUUUGACGUCUACCUGAUCAACUCGGAGGGAAAGGCCUUCCGGUCCAAGGUGGAGCUCAUCGCUUACUUCCAGAAGGUCGGUGACACCACGACUGAUCCCAACGAUUUUGACUUCACUGUGACUGGACGUGGAAGCCCCUCUCGGCGUGAGAAAAAACCUCCCAAGACACCAAAAGUGGUCAAACCAUCUGGGAGAGGCCGUGGACGGCCCAAAGGCAGUGGGAAGAUACGUCAGGCUACGGAAGGUGUGGCCAUGAAGCGUGUGGUGGAGAAAUGUCCUGGAAAACUGUUGGUCAAAAUGCCAUACAACAAGGCGGAGUCCAGCAGUGAGACCACACCCACCACUUCAAAGGUGUCAUGUCCUGCCCUGCCGUCAGUCAAGUCUCGUCCAGGCAGGAAAAGGAAAUCAGAACAGGAUCUUCCUGCUCCCCUUCAGACCACACCAAAAAAACGUGGCAGGAAACCAGCCUCCACUUCAGCAGCAGUGACAGCUCCCAUGGCAUCUUCCUUGUCAGCAUCAACCUCCGGUAUGUCAACUGCAGGGGGCUAUGCCGCUGCCGCCAUUAUGGCUGCUGAGGCCAAGCGCAGAGCUUCCAGCAAACCUGUCGUCCAGGAAACAGCCUUGCCAAUCAAAAAACGCAAAACGAGAGAGACAAUUGAGGAGAGGGAGAAAGUUCCGACUCCAGGCUCGAGUACCACACAACCUGGUAGGAUGGCACACUCCGAAGGAGAGGCCGGUUCGAAGGAACCAACACAAACUUCCCAGGUUCACCUUGCCUCUUUGGAGGAGAGCCAAUCCCACUCCCAUAGCCAGCCUUCUGCUUCCCAAGAAAGUCAAUCACAUGGACAUAAAACACACAAAGGGAGGAAGCACAAGGAGAAGCGUGGGACAGCAGAAAGUCAAGAGGAGGAACUAAGCAAAGACCUUGAUGAAAAGGGUGGAAAAGGACCAAGGAGUAGCAGCAGUAGCAUGAGUCCUUCUAAAAGCCACAAAAGGAAGGAGCGCUCCCCACACAAACAUCACCAUCAUCAUCACCAUCACCGUCACCAUCAUUGCCACCAACAGAGCUCCCAUUUGGAUCAUCCUCAUCCAAUAUCUGGACCCUCAAACCAGUCCCGACCCAAACCUCAGCUACACACUGACUCCCAGUCCACUGCCCCCAAACCACCUGCCUUGUCACAACCCUCGCCUCAACCCUGCCCCCUCCAGUCCUCAUAUCCUGGUCAGAGUCAUGUCCCGCUUCAAGUUCCAAUUAUUCAGUCCUCCCCCAUCAGGCAUUCCCCUCCUCAGCCACUCCCCAAAACACCAACGUUAGCGCAACACCAAACUCAGCUGGCAGUUCAGCAUGUUCCAUCACCCUCACAGGUCCAGCCCCCGCAGACGAGGAAUCUUCAUCCACAAGCCCAGUCCCCUGUAACACUUCAACCUCAGACACAAUCCAGACCCUUCUUUGAGACUCAACUACGUCCUCAACUUCAAAUGCAGACCAGGACCCACCACGCAGCUGAGCUGCAAGUACAGACCAGAACCGCGGCCCAACCUCAUCUACAACACCACUCCAAGAGCCCUGCACAAACAGAAUUCUCGGACAGCCCUCCCACACAAACUCAGCCCCCAACACUGAUAAACCCUCCUUUGCAACAUCAACUUCACAUUCAAAGUAGACCACAAAUCAGACCCUCGCUCUCCCAGACCAGGCCCCCACAGUCUCGAAUGCCGCUACAUCUUCCGCAGAUUCAACCACAGCUGCCCAGGCCGCACCUGCAACAACUCCCGCUCCAACAACCGUCUCUGCAUAUGGCCAUAAGUCACAACCUGGUUUAUGCACAGCAGAGUGAGCAGCCGCAAGACCUGAGCACCACAUCCCCAACUCGCAGCCUGGAGGGUGGGCCAAGAACCGAAAUACGAGUUGAAGCCGGACUCGUCUCAGAAAGCAGAGAGACAACUGGUUCGAACAGCACUCCUCCCAGUGCUCCCGGGCCUCCUAGCUCAAUGCGCUCCGAUUCUGACGGAAGAGCAGGGACGGAAGAUGGUGUCGGUCUUUUGUCUGGGACAGAAAGCAGGGCUCGGUUACAGGUGGAUUCGGAGGGGGCAGGUGAGGGCAGGGAGCUCAGAGACAUGGUCCCCCCAUCUGCUGUUCCCUGUCCCAGCCGAGAGGAAACAGUUGAGACUCGGACUGCUGUUAGCGAGAGAGUCAGCUGAUCAGUGGGCGCUAUAGGAAAGUGGAUUGUGCCCUUGGGGACAGAGGUGGUACCAGUGAGGGCUCUUCCUCCAUCUUUGUGCACUGCUGUUCCAUGGAACAACCCUUUCAUUUUUUGACAAUGAAAUGAGCGUUAAGAUAGCACUGACAAUGACUGAGUAGAAGGAUGGAUGGUGUCAUUUUUUAGGAAAACAAAAAGGAAAAUAUAGAUUUAAAAUGUGUGUGUGCGUGUGUGUGCGCGCGCGCGCGCGGCUGCAUGUGCGUGGGUGUUUGUACAUAAUCAAAAGGCAGCUGUGUCUUGCUCAUUUGGGUGGGUAAAGGGGGGGACAGUUUGGAACUGAAAACAAACGGCUAAGUACACAUUGCCACCAACAAAAUCUCGCUUCCAGAAUAUAACCUUUUUUUUUUCUAUUUUAAAAUUUGUUUCUUCUCUACAGCUUUAAAGUUCUCUGUAAUUGACUGACGCUCCGUUGAACGUGACCGUAUAUAUCGCUGACUGACACGCCUAAUUCAGUUGAAUGGCUUCUUCAAACACUCCCAAAUUCUUCCAGUGCCCCCAUACUUCUAGCCAAUAGUUCUACAUUUGAUCCAAACACUUAUUUCCAACACAGCGCUGACAAGUCCUGGAAUCUUCCGGAGUGACAUUCAAACUGACUCCCAUAUUUGAUCUCCAUGAGUCGUUCUUCCAUCUUGGUUGUUUUUCAAGAGGAACCAUGUGUUUUGUCAACGCAAACCUACUGAGAGCACAUCUUCUUCACCUUACUUCUGACCACUGUUAGACUCCUCUUUGUCUUGAUUUCUGCGGAACAGCCACUGGAAGACUUGCGAGUAGCGGUCCAUCUUAUUGUUUUGCCAAAUAAGCCAAACUCCUGUUGUGGGGAGGCAGCAACACCAAACUACAUUCAACACCAACUACAAUCUCACCAUUCUGGAAGCAUUUGAACGUUUGAAGCGGGACAUCUACUGAUUCUUUAACACACACACAUUGCAGGUUUGGCUUGUAGUUGUGGAGGACGUCAAGCCAAAACUUAGCAGGGCUCAGAUGGUAAAAGUGGUCACAGGUUUUUCUGUAAUGUUUUGUCUUCAUAGCGUCUUGCGAGGAUGAACUUGUGACUCCGCUAAUAGCUUUUCCUGUCUGUUUUUGCUGACAUUCUUGUACUUAUAUCCCAUCAGGAUAUACUGCAUUGGAUAUGUUAUUGGUGGCAUGGUGGUGGACUGGUUAGCAUGUCCGCCUCACAGUGCAGAGAUCGUGGGUUUGAAUCUGGUCUUGGGCCUUGCUGUGUGGAGCAUGUUCUCCUAUUGUCUGCGGAGGUUUUGUUCGGAUAGUCCGGUUUCCUCCCACAUUCCAAAAAACAUGCAAACAUACAAGUAUAAUUUUGAGUGUGAAUGGUUGUCUAUGUGUACUCUGCAAUUGUCUGGCAACCAGCUCAGGAUGUACCCCACCUCUCGCCCAAAAAUCAGCUGGGAUAGGCUCCAGCACACCUAUGACCUUUGUGAGGAUGAAGCAGUUCGGAUAAUGGGUGCAUGGGUGUGUUGUCGUUGGCCACAGUCCAUGAGAGUUUUAUUUACCAGUGCAGGACAGUACAGAAAGAGUACCGUACUUGAAAAAAAA